Messenger RNA from Myripristis murdjan (pinecone soldierfish), 6528 nucleotides. RefSeq names its product centrosomal protein 152 (gene cep152). Gene Ontology annotation, cellular component: centrosome. Bases 376 to 5283 code for a protein of 1635 amino acids. The record is from RefSeq and is a predicted model, not a curated record. Gene Ontology annotation, biological process: centriole replication. The transcript is spliced from 28 exons. NCBI's taxonomy places the organism in Eukaryota, Metazoa, Chordata, Actinopteri, Holocentriformes, Holocentridae.
UAGCCGGCUAGCUUUCAGCUUAGAAAAGUAUCUAAGACCGAGCCAGCUUGCACAGAAGAUACCGCUAAAUGCUUUUAACGCAAUUUGCCAAACGCUUAUACAUUUUCGAGCAGAUCCGUUUGACGCACCUUAUCUGUGAAGCGCGGAAGACGGUGUCUGAAAUGGUUGUCUGGCUCUUUAUUGUUGCUAAGGAGUUAGCUAGCCAUGUUAGCUAACCUUACUGUUUUGUAGCUAAAACAGUAACAGUUAACCUAGCUAACAGUUAGCAAGCAGAACCAGCGAUACUGUACCUCGAAUAAGGGAUUUAAUUUCACCCGAGGAAAGUUUUGCUUGAUUAAAACCAGCAGCACACGUCGCAUCAUCAGGCUCUGCACCAUGUCAAUAGAUUUUGACAGUGCAGCUCUUCAAACCCAACAUGACGAGGAAGAAUACGACCAGGAGGAUUAUGCAAGAGAGCAAGAGUUGCACAAGCUGCUCACAGACCUGCCUGAUGACAUGCUGGAAGACAGCAGGGACUCCUCCUCCCCAGAACCGGAAUACUCUCCCUGCAACAAUAAAAACAUUGACAAUAGCCCACAGUCCACAUGGAAUCGGCAUUGUGAAUGGUCAGCUCAAACAAGACCUGCCCCUCAUGCUGAGAACUAUCACGUUGACUAUGAGCAUGGCGCUGAUCAUGAGUAUGCCUAUGGGAAUGGAGCUGGUCACCCACAAAGUCAACCUCUGCCUCAUACCUGGAACCAGCAGUCUGAGGCUUGUCAGUUCAACCAAGGAGACUAUAAAUACUCCAGCAUGGGCACAGAAAAAUCUACAGAGAAUUUUGACUGUCCUGGAUCAGGGGACAGGAGGGUGGAUCAGUACAAGGCCAGCUAUAACCCUCACCAACCUGCCUGCCAGCCUCCAAUGUUUAACUCGCAGGAUGCUCACCAAGAAUGUCACUUUGACCAUCUGCAGAGAGAAUUCCUCGACUCGGCACAGAAUACUGCUGAGAGGGAGCAGCUUGCCCAGCUGCAGAUUUUAAACAAGGCUCAGCAGAGACAAAUAGAAGAGUUGGAGCGAAAGCUAGAGGAUUCAAGGCGCAAUAUGAGAUACCUUGAGCAUCAGUUUGCAAUAGUCAAAGAUGAAAAGGAUGGCUUAGCAGUAAGUCUUAAGGAGUCCAGUCGAUUGAUUGAAGAGGCCAAGGAGAGAGAGGUUCAAAUGCAAAGCAAAGUGAUGUCACUGGAGCAGCAGGUGCAGGCACUGAAUGAGAGGGACCAUGAGAACAUGAAGAAGCAGAGGGUGGCGGAGGCUGCAGUAGACAGCAUGAAGCAGCAGAUGUUGGAGCUGUGUCGCUCUGACACCCUGUCCAGAGUGCGGGAGCAGCAUGACCGAGACCUUGCAGUUAUGAGGGAACAGCACGAGGCUGUACUACUGGCAGAAAAGCAGAAGCUUGACUCAAGCUCUCAGGCACUGAAGGAACAGACUGACAUUAGCCAGAGGUUACGGGAGCAGUUGAAGCAGCUUGAGCGCCAGAGAGAGGAAGACCAACUGGAGAGAGCUGGAGUCAUCAACACCCUCACUCAGCGUCUGGAGGAGAGUCAACAACAGUGUGCCAAGCUGCUGCAAACAGGUUCAGUGCAGGAGAUGAGUCAGAUGCAAAUCAAACUACAGCAAGCUCAGUCUGCCAAAGCCUUGAGUGAAAAUAUGACCAAAGUUUUACAGGAGGAUCUGUCAGAAUUGAAGGAGCAGAUCACAAUCUAUGAAUCUGCAGUGAAGCAUGGUGUUAUUGCGUUAGAACUGAAUGGUGACUGGGAGAACCAGCUGUCUGAAUCCUGUAUGGAUUUAGGAUUGAAGAGAGCGAACUGGAAAAAUGGCCAGCUUCACAGUACUGCGCUGGCUGACCUUUCGGACCCUAAGUUGUCCAAGGACGAGGUGCUACAGGAGCUGAAGGCUGAGAUGCAGCGCUGCCUGGCCAGUCUGAAGGGGAAGAGGCAGAAGAUCAGCCACCUUCAGGAGGAGCUGCAGCACUCUGAGGCCCGUGUGGAUGAGCUGCAGACCCAGCUGGAUGAAGCCCAGCUUAGCUCUUCGGUAAGAGGGACUAGCCAGUUCAAGCAUCUGGACGUGAAUGGAGCAUCUCAGAAAGACUUGAUACAAGUGCAGCAAGACAAACAACAUUUACAGGAGAAAGUGCAGUCCCUCGAAAAGAAGAACAAGGAGCUGAAGCAGAGUGAGGAGAAGGUUAGGGCUGCCAACUUGGAGCUGUGUACCAAGAUGAGGGAGAUGAUCCAAGAGUUGGACCAGGAGAAGCAGGAGGCUGCUGAGAGGUCGGAGCGUAUUCAGCAGCAGUACAGGGACGACGUGGUGAACCGGGUCAGAACAGAGCUCAUACUGCAGCAUGAAGCUCAGAUCGAUCAGCUCACUGCACAGCACCAGCAGCAGAUCCAACAGCUACAAACCCAGCUGUCUGAGGCCAAUGACAAGAUGGUGGCUGUGCAAGAAUGUUACAUAUCAGUCUGCAAGGAGAAGGACCUGCUUGAAGAAAGCCAACACCGCAGGGAGAGGGAGGAAGCUUUAAUGAGAGAAAACGAGCAAAAGAUGAGAGAGGAGAGCAGUGUGGCUGUGGAAAAGCUGAGGACUGAACUGGAGGCACAGCAUCAGGCCUCAGUAAUCAAGCUCAAAGCUCUCUGGUCCAGAGAGAAGGAGACAGAGAUCCAACAGCAGGUAGCCUCAGCCAAAGCUGCUUGGCAGGAGGAGUUGCAAAAGAUGGAGAGUACCUGGGUCAGGAGGCUGGAGGAGGCGAAGAGAGCUAAACACACAGAGACUGCUGAGGAAACCUGUCAGACAGAUGAGAGCAAGGCCGGCAGCGUGAUAAUUACUGUUGAGGAGCUGGACUCCAGGCUCAGUGCCCAGAAACAACGGCUGCAGCUGGAAGCUGACAAAGUCAAACGCAAAGCUGUGGAGGAGGCCAGGAAACAAACCCAGAGAGAGCUUCACGACAAACACCUUGAGGACAUGGCCAAACAGGUUGAAGGUGCUGUAACCAGAGCCUACAGCCGCUGGCUUGAGGAUUUGACCUCACUACCAGAGUACAAAGCCACUCUCCAAAAAGAGAGGGAGAAAUGGGAAGAGCUUCAUGAGAAACUUUUAGAACAACAGGUGUCUCAGGCCCUGAGGGUGGCAGAGGAGCAGUGGCAGGAGAGGCACAGCAGCCAACUGGAGGAGCAGCAGUCUGGAGCCCAGAGGAUAGAAGAGCUCCAAGAACAGGUGGCAGCUCUCCAGAGCCAGCUGGAGCAAGUGAGAGCAGAGCAGGCUGCCCUGCUGAAAGCUGAGCUGGCUGGAGCUAGAGCCUCUUGGACCCGAGACAAACAGCAGGAGAUCUCCAUCAUCCAGGUUCGCAGUGAGCAGGCAUACAACACCAAGCUGCAAGAGCAACAAAGAAAACUAGAUGAGGCUUUACAACAAGCCAGAGAGGAGGCCAGCCUCCAGAAGAAUGAGCUGCUGCUGCAGAUGGAGGCUGAGCUGCAGAAGGCUCUGCAGGCCAGAGAGGAGGAGUGGAGAGGCCAGCAGGUGGAGAAGGAGCAGGCAUACAGAAGGCAGAUCAGGGAGGAUUUUCUAACAGAGCUUCAGAACGGACUGGUAGAGCUGCAGGCACAACUUCUCAGGGAGCCAAACACAGGACAGCAGAAUACUGAAGAAUCAAAGAGGGCCAGUGGGGCUACCUCAGAGGGCACUUUAACACACAUCAUUCAGUCAUCCUGCAAAGAUAUAAUAACCAAAGUGGUAUCCCAAGCCAAAAAGGAGUGGAAGAAAAUAAGUGAGGAGAAGCUGAGUCGUGUGUUGAAAGAAACCCAGGAACACCAUGAGAGAGAAAUCGACAAAAUACAAAGCUGUGUGUCCAGGACGACGGAGCAGGCUCGCUGUGGAAAGCAGUGUGCAGAGGCUUUAGGCAAGCUGCAGAAGAAGAACCAGGACCUGCAAAGACACUUGGAGAAAGCCUGCCGCCAACUGCAGCAGACAGUCCGACAGCACAAGGCUGCCAUGCAGCAGCUUACAGCUGAGCAUGAAGGCAGUUUACGACAGGUGAAGGAGGACCAUCUGCUCCAACUAGAGGAAGUGAGAAGAUCCAAAGAAUCCUCAGGGGGUUCUGAAAACCAGCAAAACCUUCAGCUAGCCCUUGAGGAGAUGAAACAACAAUACUUGAUGACUGUAGAAAAGAUCAGAGGAGACAUGCUGCGGUACCUGCAGGAGAGUAAGGAGCGAGCAGCAGAGAUGAUCCGCUCAGAGGUGCAGAGGGAGAGGCAAGACACUGCCAGGAAGAUGCGGCACUACUAUCUGACCUGUCUGCAGGAGUUACUGGAGGACGGAGGACAGGCUACAGGGGCUGAAAAAAAAAUAAUGAAUGCUGCCGGGAAGCUUGCAGCCAUGGCCAAAGUGCUAGAGACACCUCUCAAAAGGAAAUCUGUAAAGAACCACAGCUUACCAGGUUCAUCGGCAGCUGGGUCCACCACUGGCAACACUCCAGGCAGAAAAGCAAGUGUCAGCAGGAAGCCAUCUGCAGUUAUUCAGGUUUCUGAGAUCCAACCAGAGGAGAGAACCCACAGGAAUCAGACUGACGUUGACUCAGACAUUCAAGCACCCUUACAAGUGAGGACUAAACCUUUGAGUAAAGCUGCCCCCCUGGACACUGCUCUGUCUGGGAAGGACCAGACGUCAAAGGAAGCAGGGUUGAAAGGCCAAGCACAUCUCCCCUCUUACAAACCUUCUCGGCAGGUGAUGUCUACGUCCCAGGUGGGUUUUGCCAGUUCAUCUCUAAGGAGUAAGAGUAGGGAUCUGUACCUUCAGGGAGGAAACACUGUUAAAGCAGGCGAUCACUUUGAUUCAGAGCGACAGAGUAAACCCCUCCUCAUUCAGGACACUCCUGUCAGAGAUGAGAGACAAAGCAACUGGAGCAUCAUAAGUGAUGACUCAAAUGCAGGCUUCCAAAUCCCAACACUUUCCUACUCAGGAAGGAAAGUUGAACCGGUGAAGCCGUUUUCUCUGCACGCUCCAUCACCCACUGACCCAGGAGAGUUUGGCAGCUUCACCACAGACUUCACUGACAUAACGGUUUACAAUGAAAUCACCAAGAUGCCACAUCACAACACAGCCUUGAACUUUCCCUGCACAAAGAUGAGCACACACAGAGAGCCCACUCCCGGCGCUGAAGGCGAGAAUCAGCAGGGAGUUUGUUCAAAGGCUCUGUUCUCCGAACUGAGGCAGCACCAGCAGGACAGUGGCUUUGACAGUCCUUUCUACCAACAAAAAUAAGAUGGUGAAUGAAGUAUUGACUUAACGGUUUUGUACGCCAUAUGGUGCCUUAAAUUGCCUUUAACAAGAUGUAUUCAGUUCACAUGCAGUAGAACCAUUUCUUCCAUAGUUGCUUGCAGUGUUUAAAUGUGUUUAAAUGUUUAAAUGUGGUUAUAUAUAGUCUGUCUUUCGGUGUAAACAAAACACUGGCCACAUAUAAUGCCUGUUCUGGGCUAGAUGAUGUGGUUUCUCCUCUUAGUCAUGACAUUCAUUUAUAUUUGACACACAUACACACACACACAAAAAACAUUUACAGGGAGUCUUUUAACUAUUUGGGCAUAAACAUGUUUAUUUAUUUUGGCUCAUUGUCCUCAGUAUUACUUUUGAAUGUUUUACAUCACAGUAACACUGCAUUUGAGGGGGCUUGCAUUUGCAGCUGAGAGGACUUGCACUCAUAUUGCCUGAAUCUCUAAAGAAAAAGAACCUCAUUUGACAGUGUAUGCACAAGUUUCGCUAUGACUCCAAGCAGGUCUUAAUCACACUUGCCGCAGGUACCAUGAUCUGCGUUAGAGUAAACAAAGCUCUUAGCUGUCAAAAUAGCUUUGAAUAAACCUGCAUUUGUGACAGAGCUCUCUACAAAUGCCCUCAAAAUGAAACUGGCGGGCUGCCCUUAAGUCCAGGUGUCAGGCUGUCAUUUGCAUCCAAAAUUGGAACAGAGCCAAAACAAAAUAAUGUCCAAAUAAUUACAGUCCUCAGUGAAUAUCUUUUCAUUUUACAGCAUAUUGAUAGAUAUACCAUGACAUUAAAAAAAAUAGUCUACCCUACAACAGAACUCACAUUUUAGACUUGAGGACAUAAAACAUUCUUUCAAAGUCACAAAACCCAAGACUGUUUCACUGAAAGAAUUGGAGUUAAAUGUUCAAGACAGAGUGGAUGCACUGUGCUGGCAUGAAUGUUAAAACUCAAAUUCUUUGAUUAUGUUGCAUUUAAGUGAACAUCCCUCAGUUUUGUUCAUGCAUGCCUCAACUUCUGCUCAAGAGGGUAGACAUCUGCUGCACCAACAGCACCCGGUGUGUGUAUUCCACUCAUUUGCAUUGCAGUGAUACUCAGUUAUACUCUGCACUUUUUUUGUCUUUUGCAAUGGCUAUCAAUAGAUUCUAUUGAGUUAUCUGCUUAUUUAAAUUUAAAUUUAAAUUAUUUUAGUAUAUAUAUGAAGUUCAUGACUUAUGCUGUGCAUAGUGGAUAAAUAAACCUUUUUUACUCAUG